AUGGGCGAAGCUGUGUCAGAAGCGUACCAGCUGGGUGUCGAUGUUGGUGGGACUUUCACAGAUGUGUGUGUCUUCACGCCACAUGGGGAGACAGUGCGAGCCAAGGUUCCGACUGUUCAAGAAGACCAAAGUAUUGGUAUUAAGAACGGCAUCGACAAAGCUAGGGCGAUCCUGAAACGCAAAUUCGGCUUCGAGGGCUCAUUCGAAUUCAUACACCAUGGAACUACGACUGCCACCAACGCUAUCCUGGAGAACAAGGGUGCUAGGACUGGCCUCAUUGUCACUCAAGGCCACAAGGACAUCCUCGCCAUCAGACGCUCGCAGAUCCCUGGUCACUUGGGAGCAUGGCUUAUGUACAACCCCCCAGAACCAGUCGUAUCUUUGCAAAGGACCGUACAAUGCAAGGAGAGGAUGUCAGUCUAUGGGGAGUCGGUAGAGCCGGUCGAUGUUGAGCAGCUCAAGAAGGACCUGGUUGACCUCAAACGACAGAAGCCAGAAGCAAUUGCCGUUUCAUUGUUGAACUCGUACACGAGCGGAGAACAUGAGAAGGUUGUUGCGAAGGUACUGAGAGAGGAAUUUGGCCCUGACAUCGACAUCGUCUGCUCCAGUGAUGUGCUCAGAGAGGCUGGCGAGUACGAGAGGUCUGUGACGACCGCAGCAAACUCCCUCGUCAUGCCACUUGUCAAGAAGUAUCUGGGAAAUCUAUCGUCGACUUUGAAGGAAGAUUCAGAAACGAUAAGGAUUCUAAAAAGUGACGGUGGCCUGACAAGUCUGGACGUCGCCGGCCAAUUCCCAGUCAGCAUCCUGAUGUCUGGUCCAGCAGGUGGCGUCAAGGGCGUGGCAGAUGCGAUAUGCCAACACACGUCUUACAAGAAUCUAAUCACCUUGGAUAUGGGCGGCACGAGCACUGAUUGUGCUGUUAUUCAUGCCGGUGAUCCGAGACUACGCCGUGAGACUAUCGUUGAAGAGCUCCGAGUGCGAUCUCCAGCUAUCGACGUGAAGACUGUUGGGGCCGGUGGUGGAUCUAUUGCCACUUACAUGGACUUGACGGAAACGUUGCGCGUCGGACCCGAAAGCGCUGGUGCCAAUCCUGGUCCAGCAUGCUAUGGCAAAGGUGGCGAACGAGCGACUGUGACGGAUGCUAACCUGGUUCUGGGACGCCUUCCAGAAACCCUCCUUGGCGGCGAGUUCAAGCUUGACGUCGAAGCUGCCCGAGCGGCGGUGGGCAAGGUCGCGAAGCAAAUGGGUAUCUCUAUGGAGCAGGCUGCUGAAGAUAUCAUCAACAUUGUCAAUGAAACCAUGUAUGGCGCUGUCAGAGUCGUGUCUGUUGAGCAGGGCUACGAUCCUCGCGACCAUGCGUUCGUGGCAUUUGGUGGAGCUGGACCUAUGCACGGCAACGCUGUCGGCGAGCUGUUGGGAGCUUUCCCAGUCAUCAUUCCACCAAGUCCUGGUGUUCUGUGUGCACAAGGAGAUGCCACUACCAAGCUGAGCCACGACACGUCCGAAUCUUACAUCAAAUUGCUUUCUAACACAGAUAUUGAGGAAGUAAAACAGAGGUACAAGUCGAUGCAGCAAAAUGGCGUCGAUUUCAUGCGCGAGUCCAUGCCAGGUCGGAAGGAUCUCGAGCUGGAAACGGUCUACCAAGCCGACCUGCGAUACAAAGGACAGGCGCUGACAUUGACUGUCGAUCUGACUGAGGAAGACAUCAGUUCCAGCAGCGAUGACUUGAAAAAUCUCCUGCGAAAACGAUUUGACGCUCAGCACGAACAACAGUUCACCUACUGCUUGACGAACUUUGAGUUGGAAAUCAUGCGACUAGGCGCGCUUGUGAAAGACAACUCCGCAGAUAUGCCCAUCCCGCGUGUACAAAAGGCUGGCGGCAGCGAACCACCGGCGGAUGCCUUGACUCAGAAGUCAAGCAUCAUUGUUGGGGGCAAGAAACUAGAAGCGAACUUCUGGGACCGUACGAAGAUCACUCAAGAGGGCAUCAAAAUCGAAGGUCCUGCUAUUGUGACUGAGAUGGACUCGAACACACUCAUUUUGCCUGGUUACGUUGGCGAGAUUGAUGCCAUCGGCAACAUCGUCAUCAACCCGCUUGAGAAGAAGAAGCGCGAGGCGCCGAACCUAGAUACUGCGGCAGCAAAAGCCCUGGUCAAGGACGUCCCGCUCAUUCCGACACUAAUCGCGUCGACCCUGGCAUCAAUUCGAUCAGAAAUGGACACUAUGAUGUUAAGGACUGCGAUGUCUCCAGCAAUUCGUGAACAGCAGGACGAAUUCAAUGUUAUCACGAAUCCCGAAGGUAAGAUGUUGGUUGGCCAAUUCGGCUCCUUCAUUGGGCAAUUUCUCGAUGCUUGGGGUGACAAACCGGUCGAAGAAGGUGACGUGUAUGUCACGAACGACGUCUAUCAAAUCAAAGGCGCUGUCUCACACUUGAACGAUGUGAUCGUUCUAUUCCCGAUCUUUUACAAGCACAAGUUAGCUGGUUGGUCCAGCCAAUUCGGCCAUCUGACCGAUGUUGGCGGUAAGGUUGCGGGCUCGAUGUCGAUCGAAGCAAACAGUAUCUUCGAUGAUGGUGUGCAGAUCCCUUGUGUGAAGCUCUAUAGCAAGGGAGUCAUGAAUGAGGAUCUCGUCGAACUGCUGUGCCGGAACUCUCGGAUGCCAGACUGGUAUCGCAGCGACUUGACAGCCAUUGUUGCAACCACGAGAACAGCAGCUGGUCGUGUGGUCGAGCUGAUCGAUCGGUUCGGAAUCGAGCUCUACAAAGCUUCGUGCGAUGAAUUACUGCACCGCAAUCGUGUGGCCAUGUCCAAGAUCAUCGACGCAACAUUCACGAGCGAAAAGGGUACAUUCACCGAUUUCGUUGACGAUGAUGGCCACGGAGUCGGACCAUGGGCCGUGACAUGUACUCUCCACCGUACAGACGAGGGCAAAUUAAGAUGGGACUGGACUGGCACAUCUCCACAAUCCGAUCACUCGAUCAAUUACUACUUCAGCGAAGUCAUGUUCAAAAUGUUCAUCGGCUACUACUUGAUCGCUGCAGCAGCCCCAGGUACUGUUAUCAAUGAUGGCUUCCACGACUUGAUCGAGGUUUACAUACCUGAGGGAUCGCUACUGAAGCCAGUGCGCCCAGCUCCAGUAUCAUGUCGCACGCACUUCCUCGGACGGACGCUAGACGUCAUCCAAGCACUCAUCGGCCAGCGAAGUGAUGGCUACAAGACUGCUGCUGGCUUCAGCGACUCUCCUCACUUCUACUACUCGGGCUUCAAAGAAGAUGGUGAAUGGUUUCUACUGUACCAGAUCGGAUUCGGUGGCGUACCUGCUCGUCCGGCAGGAGAUGGUCCCGAUUGCCAUUGCCUGUGGCCCGCCAUCAAAUCGAUUCCCACUGAAAGCAUCGAGCUCAACUAUCCCUUACGCAUUGAAGCCAACGAGAGCAUGGCAGACAGUGGGGGUGCAGGUCAAUUCCGUGGAGGAAAUGCUCAACGGACGCUUUAUCGCUUCUUGGCCAAGGGCGAAUUCUCGCUGCACGAUGACAGAUGGUUCACUAAGCCUUGGGGCAUCAAAGGCGGCCAGCCGGGCAUGCGGUCUCGCAAGAUCUUCUAUGAGUACUCCAAAUCCUCAAACCCGACGCCACGUUCAUUGCCUUCGAAAUGCGACCAUAUCAAAGUGGCGCCCGGCGAUCUUCUCGAAUGGGUGACUUGGGGUGGUGGCGGCUUCGGUGACCCACUGGUCCGUCCUGCGGAGAAGGUCGCGCUCGAAGUGCACCAGAAGCUCGUGACCUAUGAAGGUGCGAAGAAAAACUAUGGCGUUGUCGUCGACAUAACAGAUUUUUCAGUCAAGGAAGCGGAAACGGAGAAGCUGCGAGCCGAGAUCAAAGCCAAGCGAGGCGAUGUACCGGCAUACAACAGAGGUGGCGACUUGAAGACAUUGCAGGAGAAUUGCCUGGAGGAGACUGGUCUGGAACCACCGAAGCGUCCUUGGGAGUUUGAGCCUUAUGGACCACACACUGGGCUACAGUACGUGCGGGACUGGUAUAAGCAAAAGCGAGAGGAAAAUGGCUGGAAGGGUAUAUAG
This is a messenger RNA of Cyphellophora attinorum, 4071 nucleotides long. RefSeq names its product Hydantoin utilization protein A. Lineage: Eukaryota; Fungi; Ascomycota; Eurotiomycetes; Chaetothyriales; Cyphellophoraceae. Gene Ontology annotation, molecular function: 5-oxoprolinase (ATP-hydrolyzing) activity. Gene Ontology annotation, cellular component: cytosol. The record is from RefSeq and is a predicted model, not a curated record. Gene Ontology annotation, biological process: glutathione metabolic process. The coding region runs from base 1 to 4071 and encodes 1356 amino acids. The transcript is spliced from 2 exons.